Scaptodrosophila lebanonensis is the source of this 825-nucleotide messenger RNA. RefSeq names its product WAS/WASL-interacting protein family member 3. The record is from RefSeq and is a predicted model, not a curated record. NCBI's taxonomy places the organism in Eukaryota, Metazoa, Arthropoda, Insecta, Diptera, Drosophilidae. The coding region runs from base 1 to 825 and encodes 274 amino acids. The transcript is spliced from 2 exons.
AUGCUAGCGCCCACAAAGCUGUUCCCAGUGCUCUGCCUGCUGGUUGGUUGGAGCAACUUGCUGCUCGCCCAGCACCUGCUCAUCGCGCGUCCGCAACGCUCGCUGUAUGGCAGCGCCCCGCUCGGUUGGAAUACUAUUGGUGGUGGUGGCAUCAAUCCGAUUGGAUUGGGACACAUGAGCAAGGAUGAAUUGCUGACGUUGCUGGAUGCCUGGCGAGAGGUUGAGGGCGAUACCCAUAAGCCGGCUGAGGAGGAGCCAGAGCCGGAACCAGAGCAACCAUCUGCACCCCCACCACCACCACCACCACCACCAUCGCCACCAGCACCCCCUGCCCAGCCACAACGUCCUGCCUCUAGCCAUCCACUGACCGUACGCCUGCCCGCCUUCGUGCCCAUACAGCUCUCCGCUAUGUACACAGCACCUCAAGCUGGUGUUGGUGGUGGUACCGGUGGAGGCUUUGCCGAGCUCAGCGGCAUCUCUGCGCCCGGAGCGUCAACUGCACCGGAGGCAGCUCACCGAAUCUUCCGCUUUAUGCCCUUGCCAUUGGGAGCUGUCCCGCCAGCUGCGCAUGCGCAUCCGUUCGUGGUACGCAACACGCUGGACAGCGUCGAUGCGGGCACCUCACCCACUGCCAAUCGGGUAAAGCCGAAGGUGAAGACUGCGGGCAGCAACAGCGGCCCCACCACAACUACAUUCUCAGUGCCCGCCUCCCCUCCCAUCAGACCGCGAUUUGUGAUGGCCCCACCACCAGCACCUUUUCUGGGGCGUUUACCGGCUCCCUUGGAGCUAGUUCCCUCAUCGCAGCUACUAAGCAAUUGGCACUAG